CCUGCGUUUGUUGGAAUUUAGCGAGGUGAUGGGAGGGUUUUUAAUCAUAGUCAGACUGCGAAUAAAGUCUGCGGAAAUGCGGUGCGAUGAAACACGCGGACUCGCUGGAUUUAAGCUGCCGCCCACUGGGACAGUCACCGUGUUAUGAAACACAUUCAGAACAGAAACUGAGAGGCCGACGCUGAAAGGGACCCUUAGAGGGGAAGCAAUGAGCUAUGAGCCAGACAGCUACACUGAAGCUUCCAGCUGCCCAGAGCUGAGCAGGACAGAUGCAGGGCAGCACCGCGGUAUGAUGGAGGUUCAGAUUACAGAGAACUGAAAGGAUUUUGUGGAUUUAGAGUACAGCAGAGGGGGACAAUUGAAGACAUUGAGAAGUAGACCAGGCACCAGUGAAGAUGGUGGGGAGGGGGCUGUGGAUUUUCAAAGUCCGGUGUGGGAAAUGGAAGUGUAGCACAACUUCCGUGCUCUGCUUGGCAGUACCAUGUGCUGCUCUGCUAGCCCUUUUGUUUGUUGAUGCUAUUGAGUCCUGGAGCAUGUCUCUGGCCAUGAGCACAGAUGGGGUCGAGCAGAGGGAAAGGGGUACUCACAGCAAUCAGCAAAACCCAGAGAAGUAUCCUCUGAUGCCCAGUCCACUUGUGUGUCAGCGUGCCAAACCAUACCUCCUCAUCAUGGUAACAACUGCUCCAGCCAAUCAGAAGGCCCGUCAGGCCAUCCGGAACACCUGGGGUGGCGAGACUGAGGUCAGAGGUCAGCGGGUCAUGACCCUGUUCAUGAUGGGCUUGACGUCUGAUCCUGGACUAUCCAAACAGCUUCAGGAGGAGGCACGAGAUCACCGAGACCUGGUACAGGGCUGCUUUCUGGAUACUUACGCUAACCUCACCCUGAAAACCCUGUCCAUGUUGGGCUGGACCCGCCGUUUCUGCCGACAGACACGCUUCAUUGCCAAAGUGGACGAUGAUGUCUUGUUUAACCCUGGUGUGCUCAUACGUUACCUCAAUAGGAGCUACACCAUGGAGGGCGACCUGUACCUGGGCCGGGUUCAUCUUCAGGUGUCUCCCAACCGCAAUGCGGCCAGCAAGCACUAUCUCCCUGCUGCUGCCUACGCCCCUGAGGUCUUCCCUGACUACUGCAGUGGUACAACUUACAUCCUUUCCCGCUCUGCCGUCCUCAAGAUUGUCCAGGCCACCCCUCCUGUUUCACCUCAUUUACCCCUGCCUCCUGAGGAUGUAUUUGUGGGCCUGUCUGCUCGUGCCGCCGGCAUUCUCCCCUCCCACAGCCCACUUUUCUCAGGGGGCCCUGGUCUCCCCUACAACCGCUGCUGCUACCAGGCCAUGGCAUCCGUGCACCGCAUCUCUCCCACGGGGAUGAUUCGCAUCUGGGGGGAAGUGCAUGCCCCUCCCCCUUGCUCAUGGUUGGGUCUGCGGGCAUCCUUGGGUCUGUGCAAAUUGAAAGCACUGCUGGGAACCAUGCUGGAGAAGGAAAAGGAUUUGUAGUGACCACAAUAGUGGAGACAGCAUCAAUAGACCUCUGCUGAGUACUAGUGGAGAUACAGUGAGAAACUUUAUGGGUAAAUAGAUCAACCAUAUGGUAAAUGAAGCUGAUAAAGCACAAACAUAAUACCAAAUAUUUAAUUACUCUGCUCUGAGAAAUGUAUUUUUAUAAAUAUGAAUUUUUAAAUGUAUUGAUGUAUGUUUGGUACAGUUUCUUUGUUGGUCUUUCUGUUUACAGUUGGUUCAGUUAAACCAUUAUUUAUCUUUUACUGUAAGGUUUAAUUUCACUGGCAUAAAGAUUGACUUGUGAACCUGCUGAACAGUAGUGGCCGGAUACAUUCAGUCUAUAUGCCAGCGGAUACUAAUCUUCAGAAAUGUGAAUGCAAGUUAAAUUGCUUUAAAUGUAUAUCAUUUGGCAGCGGCUGUUAUCCAGAGUACUAAACAAAUGUGCUUUGAAUUGAACAUUCUAUUGUGCCAUAAUUUUUUUAUUACCAUGUUUGUUUCCUUUUAUUCUUAUUUUUUAUUACUUUUAUAUCCGUUUUUGGUAUUUUAAGUCUGUUCAAGCACUUUGGUCAACUGUGGUUGUUGUAAAUGUGCUAUAUAAAUGAACUUUGACUUGACUUGAUUUUGAAUUUCAGUGACAAAAUGCUCCACCUUCUUUAAAAAAGUGAAGGGUGCUGCAUAAUCAGCAUACACCUGCUGAUUCAGCGAUGUGCCCGGCGAAGGGGCAAAAGUCUAAAGCUAUAAAUCCAACUAAUAAACAAAUAUGGAACUAUCAGAGGUCUUUUUGUUAUUUCUUUUGGUAGCAUAAUACUCAAAACAG
This is a messenger RNA of Anguilla rostrata (American eel), 2313 nucleotides long. RefSeq names its product UDP-Gal:betaGlcNAc beta 1,3-galactosyltransferase, polypeptide 4 (gene b3galt4). Bases 396 to 1493 code for a protein of 365 amino acids. The record is from RefSeq and is a predicted model, not a curated record. The transcript is spliced from 2 exons. Lineage: Eukaryota; Metazoa; Chordata; Actinopteri; Anguilliformes; Anguillidae. Gene Ontology annotation, cellular component: Golgi membrane. Gene Ontology annotation, molecular function: N-acetyl-beta-D-glucosaminide beta-(1,3)-galactosyltransferase activity.